This is a messenger RNA of Eremomyces bilateralis CBS 781.70, 2184 nucleotides long. RefSeq lists its product as uncharacterized. NCBI's taxonomy places the organism in Eukaryota, Fungi, Ascomycota, Dothideomycetes, Eremomycetales, Eremomycetaceae. The record is from RefSeq and is a predicted model, not a curated record. The transcript has 3 exons. Gene Ontology annotation, molecular function: structural constituent of ribosome; methyltransferase activity. Gene Ontology annotation, cellular component: mitochondrial small ribosomal subunit. Gene Ontology annotation, biological process: translation. Bases 1 to 2184 code for a protein of 727 amino acids.
AUGACCAGGGUCUACGAUAUCGUCCGAACUUUUCUGCGUCUUCAACUCUUCAAGUUGUGCUCAACCAUCCUCCCGCCAUUCGUUUUUGAAUUCUUGGACUUGAGCGCACAUCAUCCCCAGGAAACAGCAUCAGGGGAGACGCAUAAUCCAACCAACGAGGUCGACUUCUCAAUCGAUGCGUUCAAAGCCGUCUCUGACGAGAUCCCACCCGAAGAGGUGGCAAAGGCGGCGCGGGAGGCAUUUGGAGACGCGCUUCCGGAUGAUACCCUCAAUGGCGAGCAGCUACGUGCAUACGAGAGGCUAUAUGGCGCCGCUCCGGUUCUGAAGGUUCCGAUUCAUGAGGACCAGAGCGGGAUCCAAACUCUGCUCCGAGACUCCGCCAAGGGAAUGGAGGAAAUCGGGGAGAUGGAAUACCCCACACGAAGCAUGGGCCGGAACGAGAGAUUUCAUGAGCACGAUGAUUUUGAAAGGGAAAACAUGAAGUCCUCGGCUGGUACAAAGGCCCAAGAUGACUCCGACCUAGUGUUCGACGAAUUCUACGAAGAUGAAGACGCGUCUGAGUUGUCCAGGGCCGAAAUCCACGAGUCUCUCCCCGAAGAAGAAUGGCCCGAGGACGAUCAGGUCAUCCGCGAACACCCCCUCACCACCGCCGGCAAGUCCGGAACCUUCCCAUCCACGAUCUUUAUGCCGAAAUCCAUCACCGAGCAGAUUUCCGGGUCGAUGUCCGACAUCCACCCCAAGCACCUCCGACAAGCGGCGGAAAAGACGUUCGGUGGCGUGGGGCUGCCGUAUUCGCCCUCGACGCCGCGGGUUGCCAUGUCGAUGGAGCAACAACCGGUGGCGCUGAGCGUGAGGGACAAGACCAUGUCCGACACGGAAGCCAACGUGUUUCUGGCCGGGCAAUUCCCGCAAACUUACAGCGCGGUGACUAGCUCCCUGGUGGAGGUCCGGAAACGACUCGGCACCGAGUGGAUACAAGGCCUCCUUGAGAAAAAAGGUGGUCCGAGGAUUCUGGAUGCGGGCGGGGCCGGAGCGGGAGUCAUGGCGUGGCGAGAGAUCUUGAAAGCGGAAUGGGAGAGUAUGCACCCGGACCAAGAACCGACCGCGAUGCCUGAGGAGAAGCUCGGCCGAGGGUCGGUGAUCUGCGCGUCCGACUCACUAAGGGCGCACGUCCGGAAAUUCCUGAGCAACACGAGCUUCCUCCCGCGGAUUCCCAACACCGACGUGGAGUCGAAAGGUGGAAAGACGUCGCAGGUAUACGAUGUCAUCGUCGCUCCGUACGUGCUCUGGGGCCUUGAACGGAACGACAUGCGUCGGUUCUACACCGAGAACUUCUGGCACCUACUAAACCCCAAUGGCGGCGUCCUCGUCCUCCUCGAGAAGGGCACGCCCCGCGGCUUCGAGAUCAUCGCCGGGGCGCGCGACCUCCUCCUCGAACAUCACAUCUCCUCCCCCGGCGAGGAAGUCCGCGUGCCACGGCUCAGCAACGGGACUCUUGGCCCCGCCAAAGGGAAAGAAACCGGCAUGAUCAUUGCCCCGUGCACGAACCACACGAAGUGCCCGCUAUACCCCACGGCGGGCCGCUCGGCCCACCGCAAGGACAAGUGCUAUUUCACGCAGCGGUACAUCCGCCCGCCGUUCCUGCAAAAGCUCCUCGGCGCCACGAUGCGCAACCACGACCACGUGGAGUUCAGCUAUCUGGCCGUCAUGCGCGGUCGCGAUCACCGGUUGCCGGAGCACGAUCCGCGGGGGUUGGGGUUCCAGCAGGGGGAGCGGGCGACGCACGCUGCGUGGUAUGGGCACCACCUCGGCGUCGAUGCGCACAACCUCCCGGCCAUCUCCUCCGACUCUUUACCGUCUGAUUCUACCACGUCCUCCACCCCUCCCCUCCCACCCCACCCCCUCACCCUCCCCCGCCUCAUCCUCCCCCCUCUCAAACCCAAAGGCCACAUCAUCCUCGACGUCUGCACGCCCUCGGGCACCGCAGAACGCUGGGUCGUCGCACGCUCGAUGGCGCGCAGCCGCAUCGGGGCGGACGCGGAGGUCGAGGAACGGGCGGCGGGGCGGCAGGCGCAGCGGGACGCGCGGAAGGCUGGAUGGGGGGAUCUGUGGGCGCUGGGGGCGAAGUCGAGGGUGGAGAAGAAUUUGAAGUUAGGGAGUAAUACCGAGAGCGGUAGUCAGUGA